Molecule: messenger RNA, 1615 nt
Organism: Platichthys flesus (European flounder)
Lineage: Eukaryota; Metazoa; Chordata; Actinopteri; Pleuronectiformes; Pleuronectidae
Product: proline-rich protein 15-like protein
Exons: 2
Coding region: 334-714 (126 amino acids)
Source: RefSeq, a predicted model, not a curated record
UGUCAAUUCAUGAGCGCUUCUCUGGAGAGUGGCCGAGGAAGAGAAGGAUUUUUUUCCUGAGUUGAGGAGGAGAAGGGAGAAAUAAACGCGUCGACAGGUGGGAGAUGAGUCUGGUCCGGACGCCUGGCCCGUGCGUAAAAUGGAUCCUGCUGCGACGCGCUGAGGGGCUGCUGGCACAGUUGUUGUGAGCGCUUCACCAGAAGAAGAAGAAGAAGAAGAAGACAUUGCAUUGUCCUGUGGAUUUAAAUCCGAACAUAUUGAUAAUUGAUAUCCAACUUCUUUCAAAGGGUCCCCACCACCUGUUGUGGCCAAGUUUCCAACCUCCAAUCAAAGAUGACGGAGAGAACCCCAUGGUGGAAGGCAUUCCUGACAAAGAAGAAGCCAACUGGCCCCAAGGAUGCAAGUGGGCCCCACGUCUUCGGCCCAGACUUUGACCCCUUUGCACAAAAAGAUGGCUCCACAGGUGCCUCCAGGACCACCGGCGACCAGCCCCUGUCCCAGCAGGACUCAGGCAAGAACUCCAGCAUGCUCAGUGACGACACCUACGACGACUCCCGCCUGGAAUCCGUCUUCAACGAGCAGACGUGUCGCAGGAACAUGAAGGUGUCCCGCUCGGGUCGAUUCAAGGAGAAGAGGAGGGUGCGCUCCAGCCUUCCCGUCCAGGAGAAAGAGACACAAGAGCAUGCGGCGUCAGGGAGAGAGGAAAAACGGUGACGGGGAGGAAAAUGAAAGAGAGCGAGAGAGAGAGACUCCUUUGAAAAGAUGCUCGAGGAGAAGGAGAAGGAUCUGAGAACCGUGAAGAUGCUUGGGGCAUUCCAAGAUGUCUGCUGUGUGUUGGUGAUGAAGGAGAAGAUAUACUGCAGGAGUUGGGUUAUGUUGUUAGAGAAAUAAUGAAGAUUUGAUGAAGGACUUGUGCCAGAGGGACACAGAAACAACAACACGUGACAUGAUUGUAUUUGUUAUGAUGGUCACUGAACCAAUUGGCCAACGAUAUCCCCUAAAUCCCCAAAAUGAAGAGGUGCAGUGGUAACGCAGUGAGCACUUAACGUCCCGCAGUGUCUCCGACUCUAUCAGGGGCACUGUCGUCAUUACAGGACAACUCAUAAAACGACCUACAACAAGCACAAUCAUCCAACGUAAUUUACUAAUGAAGUGUGAUAUGCGCCGAGAAAAAUAUUGUUUUAUAAGAUGUUUACAUUAUUUGUGUGAUAAAAAUAAUAUAUGUUAUGACAAUGAAGGAUAAGUAUAAUGGCUCCCUUUCUACCGUGCUUUUACAGAAACAUGAUGAUUCCGAAGGGUUUAGAAGGAUUUUUAUGAAGGUGUAACCGGUCUUUUUUUGAUGAUGUGUGAAAACAAAUCAGCUAAUGUAAGAAAUGCACACUGCCAGCCAAAUGCAUCAAAUAUUUGUAAAUGAAGGAUGAUAUCCAGCAUGUUUUUUUUUAUAACAUAAUGAGCUCUAAUCAAAGUUACUGACAUUGAAGUCAUGUUGUAUCCCGCUGGAGGAGAAAUGCCACCAAGCUACUGAAGUAUGAUCCAGAAACUGACGUAGCUUUGCUACACAGGACGACUGUAUUUUGGAUCGCCUGCGAAAUAAAUCGGGUCACAGCUACAAUCA